Molecule: messenger RNA, 2562 nt
Organism: Emericellopsis cladophorae
Lineage: Eukaryota; Fungi; Ascomycota; Sordariomycetes; Hypocreales; Bionectriaceae
Product: Protease-like protein
Exons: 2
Coding region: 1-2562 (853 amino acids)
Biological process (GO): protein processing
Cellular component (GO): Golgi membrane; trans-Golgi network
Molecular function (GO): serine-type endopeptidase activity
Source: RefSeq, a predicted model, not a curated record
AUGAAGCUCUCCCUAUUGGCCGUCGCAGGUCUGGCGGCCCUGUCGCAAGCCACCCGAGUCAAAAGAGACCACGCCAAUAACGACUACUAUGUCCUUCAUCUCGCACGCGACGCUGAGCCCGCGCAGGUCGCGGCACGCCUGGGCCUGGAACACCAGGGCGAGCUCGAGUUGGCAGGUCACCACGUCUUCCGGGCGGCGAAAACCGAUACCGACCUUGUCGACACGGAGAUCAAGGCGCGGAAAAGGAGAAAACGAGACAUCUUAGACGACAGGGCCGAUGUCGUUGACGGUGUGCUUCUUUCCCAAAAACAGACACUUCGAUCGGGGCAUUUGGAGAAACGCAUCCCGCCCAGGCAGCUCAUCCCGGCGGGCUGGUCCAUGGCGGCAGCAAGCCCACAGCAACCGGUCGACUGGGCGGUCCAACGGCAAACCGAGGUCAUGCGCGAUCUCGACAUUUCCGAUCCCAUCUUCACCGAGCAAUGGCAUCUCUACAACACAGUGCAACCAGGACACGACGUCAACGUCACCGACGUCUGGAGCCAGGGUAUCACUGGCACUAACGUGACGGUGGCCAUCAUAGAUGAUGGGCUCGAUAUGUACAGCAACGAUCUCAAGGCGAACUAUUUUGCCGCAGGCUCCUGGGACUACAAUGACCACGACCCCGAACCGAAGCCUGUGCUCUCUGACGAUAGACAUGGCACGCGGUGCGCGGGUGAAGUGGCAGCGGCGCGAAACGACGUCUGCGGCGUGGGCGUUGCAUACGACGCCAACAUUGCCGGCAUUCGCAUUUUGAGCGGUGAGCUCACCAACGCUGACGAGGCCGAGGCUAUGAUCUACAAAUACCAGGACAAUGACAUUUACUCGUGCUCCUGGGGUCCUCCCGACGACGGCAGGCACAUGGAGGCGCCCGACAUCCUCAUCAAGAGAGCCAUGCUGCAGGGUGUCCAAGAAGGUCGUGGGGGCAAGGGGUCCGUGUAUGUCUUUGCCAGCGGGAACGGCGCCGCCCAUGGCGACAAUUGCAAUUUCGAUGGGUACACAAACUCUAUCUACAGCAUUACCGUGGGCGCUGUGGACCGUGCCGGCAACCACCCCUACUACUCGGAGCAUUGCUCAGCCAACCUCGUGGUCACUUACAGCAGCGGCGCCGGCGACUCCAUCCACACCACCGAUGUCGGCGUGGACAAGUGCUACGAUGGCCACGGCGGCACGUCUGCUGCGGCGCCUUUGGCUGCCGGCAUCUUUGCGCUUGUCCUCUCCAUCCGGCCAGAUCUGUCGUGGCGUGACCUCCAGUACUUGGCCCUGCACAGCGCCGCUCCCGUAGCCGACACCAACGCUGGGUGGCAGGACACUGCCAUCGGCAAGCAGUUCAGCCACAUCUUUGGCUAUGGCAAGGUGGACUCCUGGGCCAUGGUGGAGAUGGCCAAGGACUGGGACCUGGUCAAGCCCCAGGCCUGGUGGUUCUCCCCUUGGCAACACGUCAAGAAGCCCAUCCCCGAGGGCAAAGAGGGUCUGUCGGUGCACUUUGAUGUGACCACCGACAUGCUCAAGGAGGCUAAUCUGGAGCGUGUGGAGCAUGUGACGGUGACGAUGAACGUGGAGCACACACGCCGCGGUGAUAUCAGCGUCGAUCUCAUCAGCCCCGAAGGCGUCGUGAGCCACAUUGCCACAGACCGUAUGAGUGAUGAGGAGAAGGCUGGCUACGACGAUUGGACAUUCAUGAGCGUUGCUCACUGGGGCGAGUCUGGUGUCGGAAAGUGGACCAUUAUUGUCAAAGACAACAAGGUCAACAACCACCAGGGUGUAUUUGUUGACUGGCACUUGAAGCUCUGGGGCGAAUCCAUCGACGCCGAUAAAGCCACUUUGCUGCCCAUGCCCAACCCAGACGAUGACGCUGAUCAUGACAAGACCAUCGUCCCCACGGUGACUGCUGAGCCAUCUACAGCCACCGCACCCCCUCGUCCCGACGAGACCUUUGUGCACGACACGCAACCUACAGACCACCCGGUGCGUCCUACCAAGCCCGCCAAGCCGAACCCUACGCAGGAAGACAAGGGCAGCAUGACCGGCCAAGCAGAAGAGGCCAGCAGUGAAGCCACCCCAUCGUCUGAGACUUGGAUUUCCUGGCUGCCCUCUCUGGGGGCUUCCAAGGCUGCACAGCCCUGGAUCUACGGUGCGCUGGGCCUCAUUGUCGCCUUCUGUAUCGCUCUGGGCAUCGCGCUCUUCAUCGUACGCCGUCGUCGCAUCAAGAACGACUCGCGCAGCAACUACGAGUUCGAGAUGCUGGAUGAGGAGGAGAGCGAAGGUCUCACCGCGGGCGAGAAACCCGCCGGCGUCGCUGGGGGCCGCAAGAAAAGGCGCGGUGGCGAGCUGUAUGACGCAUUCGCGGGCGGCAGCGAGGAUGAAGACGAGGGUAGCGAGUUUGAUCGUUACGAAGAUCGCGAGCCGUCGCAGAGCGCGCGUAGCCUGCCUGGAGAGCGGGAUGGCGACCAGUUUGCCCUUGGUGGCGAGAGUGAUGAGGACGACUCAAAUGACGAGGCCAGAGAAAAGAGGCGCCCGACUUGA